AUGUCUCGCCAACGCAGAAACGUGCACGUCGGGCUAUGCGGCGGAGGACUGGGAGGUCUAAUGGCUGCGAUCGCGCUAGCCCGCGGCGGUGCACAAGUCACUGUGCUCGAGGCAGCCGCCGAGCUCGGGGAGAUUGGUGCAGGGAUACAGAUGACGCCGAACGUGGCUCGGUUCUUGCAGCGCUGGGGCAUAAGCGACAUCAUCGGCGCGAACCUCGUGCAGUGCGAGCGCAUCAAUAUCCGCGCCGCAGAUGGAAGUCUCAUCGCGUUCUCGGACUUUAAGCGCAUCCUGCGUGACUAUGGCUUUCCCUGGUGGGUGGUCAACCGGUAUCACCUGCUGGCGGGUCUGGCGGAGUCCUGCAAAAGGCAUGGCGUUGAGAUCGUGCUUGAUGCGAGGGUCGACGAGAUCGUGUUCUCUGAUGAUGUUGAUUCGAAAGUUAGUGUAGUCACUGAGAAAGGAGCAAGGCAUGCGUUUGAUCUGCUGGUGGGCUCGGAUGGUGUCAAGUCCGUGGUGCGGAAGAAGCUGUUCCCAGACGUGAAGCCAACGGCGUUGACGAUGAAUGCGGCGUAUCGCGCUGUGAUCCCCUACGAGGAGGUCUUCGCGAAGAUUCCUGAGGCGAAGUCGGUGCUGGGAAAUAAUAUCGACGUGUGGACCGCUCCAGGGAGCUACUUCAUAUCGUAUCCGAUGACGGCAGGGACCGAUUUCAACGCCGUCCUAUCCCACCAUACGCGAGACAAUCAUAUCGUAGAGGAUGUUGAAGAGGCAGACAUGGUCGAACUCCGCGAGUCGUUCGAACAUUAUGAUCCUAUCGUCCAGAAAAUCAUCCACUUGAUCCCGGAGUCGAAACGGUGGCCGCUUCUGAUGACCGGACCACUGGAAAGUUGGUCUAACAAAGUGAAGAACGUCGUUCUAAUGGGUGAUGCUGCUCACUCGAUGGUCAACCAUCUAGCUCAGGGUGCAGCAACGUCGAUGGAGGAUGGGGUUUUUCUGGGAAGAGUCAUCUCGGACGUUGUGAGAGGCAUCCUUAGCCUUCCCGAGGCAGUCGAGAUAUACGAGAAGACUCGAAUGCCUAGGGCUUGGACGAAGCAGCAGGUUUCAUUCACCAGCGGCCAAGCCACUUUCGCAGCAGAGCCCGAACUGUCGCGACGUAACCUUGCCUCUCGUAUAGAAACGCAUGGGUACUUCAAAAAUCCCGUCGAUCCUGCUCACCCGCCUCCAGCCUAUCGGUCAUGGAAUCUGUGGGGAUAUCCGGAUAGUGUCCCGGGAGUAUAUGCCUACGAUGCCGAGUCUGAUGCUGAUAAUGCAGUUUGUGAGUUUCUCGGGAAGCAAGGACCUGUGGACCCGACCACGAGGGUUAGUCAACGUCUGAGAGAGAAAUGGUGGAGCUGGAGCGUAGUCGAAGCAGAGGAUGCUCAGAGGGGAGAGAAAUCGAAGCUAUAA
This is a messenger RNA of Exophiala aquamarina CBS 119918, 1440 nucleotides long. RefSeq lists its product as uncharacterized. NCBI's taxonomy places the organism in Eukaryota, Fungi, Ascomycota, Eurotiomycetes, Chaetothyriales, Herpotrichiellaceae. Gene Ontology annotation, biological process: secondary metabolite biosynthetic process. Bases 1 to 1440 code for a protein of 479 amino acids. The transcript has 2 exons. Gene Ontology annotation, molecular function: FAD binding; monooxygenase activity. The record is from RefSeq and is a predicted model, not a curated record.